AUGUCUCAACCGUUAAGAGUAGAUGACUUUGUAGAUGAAUUAAGAAAAUAUGAUAGAAAAGAAGAUUUUAUGGCGGUAAUGAGAUCUUAUGAACAAAGAUAUUACGAUUAAUUUGAAUAAUUUGCAAAUAACAAUUUUCCUCCUGAAUUGUAGAGAUAGCAGAUACCCAAAUAAGAAUUCUUAUACAAACAAUAAUCAUAAUAUUAAAAACCCCCUGUUGUUCGAUCAAGUUCAGCCAAUAAAUUGGAUAUUUAAGAUCAAUACCAAGUAUUUUCCUAAUAGUCAGUCUAACCUCCACAAAUAACCUAAUUACCCUAAAGACCACCUUCGAGGGGAGAAAUUUAAGAUCCUUUUAAGAGACCAUAGGAUCAAUUCGACUACAGAUUGAGCCCAGUUGCUUAAUAGGAUCCCUAUAGAGGUUUGAAUAAAUAGCAGUAUAAUCCACAAUAAAGAAAUCCUACCUAGAUUCCAAUUCAACAAGUUCCUUUUUCUCCUUUUUAAGCUGCCUAAGCAUAAGCCUUAAUAAAUAAUACUUAAUAAUAACAAGUGGGCUUACCUUUUGGAAACUAGGUUGGAGGUUCAAUUAAUAAUCCGCAGUUCCAGAAUUAUGGAGUUUAAUAAUAAUUUUAUGAACAACAAUAAUACUAAUAGUAAACCGUAUCAUAUCCAAAGGCAGUGCCAAAUCAAUAAUAGUAAAUGGAUGCCUUUCUAAAUGAGAUAAAAUCUUAGAGGGUCUAAAAAUAAUAAUAAUAAUAAUACAAAUGA
Molecule: messenger RNA, 765 nt
Organism: Paramecium tetraurelia
Lineage: Eukaryota; Ciliophora; Oligohymenophorea; Peniculida; Parameciidae
Exons: 2
Source: RefSeq, a predicted model, not a curated record